UGGCAACCUUAGAAUUAAAUAUUAGUUUGUUUUCCCCCUCUUUUUUCAACAAAUAAGUUAAGCUAACGGUAACUAGAUAUUGUGGUAGCCUGGCACCAUUUAACAGACAAUCUAAAUAUGCAAAAGCCUAUUUUUUCCACUUCUCACCCAACAUCCAAACAUAAUAUGAUGUUGGUUGAUCAAAAUCACUCGGAUGGCUUCCCCCACCCUUCUCUAUCCUCCUCCUCUCUUCGCGACGUCGACUACAGCUGUGGUUCUUGUGGGUAUAAGCUCAACCUUAAUUCAUGCAAUAGGAAUACAUCUGGUUCCAAGGACUACGGAAAAUCUAUCAAAAAGGGCAUCAUUUCUUUCUUCUCCAUCGAUGAGACACGAUUUAGUCGAACCGAGCAGCUGAGGUGCAAGCCUUUCUUCGAUUCAGCUCGUUCAUGGGGUUUGUUCCAGAGAAGAACCAGGCUUUAUUGCAGGAAAUGUGGUAAAUAUGUUGGAAAUGCUCAUAAAUUUACCACGUAUCAGUCUCUGAAACACAAAGACACAUCCCCUGAUUCCACUACUUCUUGGGGAUGGGAUGGGAUUUCUGAUGCCAUCACCUAUGACAUCCGGAUUCGCGCUCUGCAGCCUUCUUCUUGUGAUGAAUCAAAUAUUUUCACAAACAUGAUAUGAAUUAUUAUCUAUGAAAUUUCAAUAAAUUUAUAUUGGUUUUGCAAA
Messenger RNA from Beta vulgaris subsp. vulgaris (sugar beet), 705 nucleotides. RefSeq lists its product as hypothetical. Bases 118 to 660 code for a protein of 180 amino acids. Lineage: Eukaryota; Viridiplantae; Streptophyta; Magnoliopsida; Caryophyllales; Amaranthaceae. The transcript is spliced from 2 exons. The record is from RefSeq and is a predicted model, not a curated record.